Molecule: messenger RNA, 210 nt
Organism: Botrytis sinoallii
Lineage: Eukaryota; Fungi; Ascomycota; Leotiomycetes; Helotiales; Sclerotiniaceae
Exons: 2
Coding region: 1-210 (69 amino acids)
Source: RefSeq, a predicted model, not a curated record
AUGAAAGAAGAUGCAUCGAGAUUUGAAUCGUUCCAAUUUGCAUCAAUCUACAAGUUCAACUUCCUCUCGUUUAACCCAGACCUACUCGUAGCUUCCGCUCUAUUGACCAAGAUAGGUGGCGAGUCGGAAGAAACUGCUUUAGGGGGAAACAGUGGAAAUGGCCUGCAGGUUGCAGAUGUAGCAGGUUCUAUGCAACUAGCGAGUAAGUGA